AUGUCUGACGCACCGAGACCUAAAGCAACUGUCUACGUCGGUGGUCUUACCUCGGCCGUCGACACCCAUACUCUACACAACGCCUUCAUUCCCUUUGGUCCGAUCGUCAACAUUUCCUUGCCCAAACCAGAACUACCAUCGAAUCCGGAACCUCACCGCGGCUUUGGAUACGUUGAAUUUGAGAGUCCUCAGGAUGCUCAGGAAUCAAUCGACAACAUGGACCAAAGCGAACUCUUCGGCCGUGUCAUCAAGGUCAAUCUAGCCAAGGAACAAAAGGCUGAAGGAGAAGGCCUAGGAAGCAAGACUGCUAUCUGGGAGCAAGAAGGUUAUCUGGCAGCGCACGCUGUUAGCGACGAGGACCGUAUGGCUGCACGAGGAGAUGAAAGUGGCCACGACGGUCCCGCGGAUCCCAUGCAAGGUCUGGACGGUCUCGACGUUGCUGGCCCUCAGCAAGCUUAA
This is a messenger RNA of Aureobasidium namibiae CBS 147.97, 459 nucleotides long. RefSeq names its product peptidyl prolyl cis-trans isomerase cyclophilin. Bases 1 to 459 code for a protein of 152 amino acids. NCBI's taxonomy places the organism in Eukaryota, Fungi, Ascomycota, Dothideomycetes, Dothideales, Saccotheciaceae. Gene Ontology annotation, molecular function: RNA binding. The record is from RefSeq and is a predicted model, not a curated record. The transcript is spliced from 2 exons.